Messenger RNA from Erythranthe guttata (spotted monkey flower), 1812 nucleotides. Its product is annotated as exosome complex exonuclease. Lineage: Eukaryota; Viridiplantae; Streptophyta; Magnoliopsida; Lamiales; Phrymaceae. The record is from RefSeq and is a predicted model, not a curated record.
CAUUUAUGUACAAAAUAUUUAGUUACAAGGUAGAAUGCGUUUAUGGUUACAAUUUAGAAUAAAAUUGGAAAAACUCGAAAAGCGUGUUUUGACAAAAGUUGCUACUAUUUUUCAUCUUCAGACGGAAAUUUGGACGUUUGGUUGUUCUUAUGUAGCAAUUUGACUAUCUGAUUCACCAUUUAAAUUAGGUGAAGAAUUGUUCUGCAUAGAUCGCUGUAUACGAGGUUGAUUUGUUGCUGUAUAUCUGGAUUUUACGGUAUGCAUUAUUCUACAAUGAAGCUGCUCAUAAACUGUUCGAUGAAAUGUCUGACUCGGUAUUUUCUGGCCGUGUAAGCUUUAGUGGAAAAACCCAUUUGCAGGAAACUGUGGAUAAAGCUUGAAAUGGCCUGCAAGUACGUUGCUAAUUUUCUGUGUAGAUCAAGACAUUUAUUGAGAACUCAAGAUAAUGGGAUGCUUACGAGGCUAGCGUAUUAUCGUUCUGGAGGAGGAGAAGAAUCGUCCGAAACAGAAGAAGAGAUUUUUUCUUCGGAAUGGUGUGGAAUGGCUUUCUCAAAGAUGAAGAAAUGGAGCCACUCUCUGAAAGAAUUCGACUUGAUUGAUGGACGGCUUGUCAAUAUCAACGACCAUUCAAGAAUUUACGACGAUAAGCUAGAGAAGAAACUGCAUACUUUCAAGUCCGUUGCUAGGGUCUUUAUCGGGCUCCCGCUAACAAAAGAGACAAUGAAGAAGAAUAUAUUAGCUUCAUUUGCCGACACACAAUUCGCAGAAUUUCAAUACUUCUCUAAAUGCCACGAAAGGGAGCCACUCAUAGUGAAGUCGUUAUCAAAGAUUUCCGACAUUUUGAGCGUUUCUGCACAGCAAAGGAAGGUGGUAAGGCAUAAUAUAUGCCCACAGAUCACAGAACACCAAAUAUGGACCGGAGCACUUGUUGAAAUACUCAACGGAUUGAAAUCCGAAAUCGAGGUUUUGAUUGACCGCAGGCCAAGUAAAGAGACAAGAUUGGCUCAUCAAAUCACUACUGGCUUACUAAAGUUUCUUGAAUCUGCUGUAUCUUACGACCCCGAAACCAGUUCUUGGAUGCGACUAACGCCUACAAAGGGGGCGAAUACCCCCAAAUCGCCUAAAUGGGAAGAUGCCCUCGAGAUGGCAAUGGAUCUAAUCAACUGCCUAACCGAUGAAGAGGAUUUAGCAAUCCAUGUUUCGAAGCUAGAGGGAAUGAAAGAAGGGUUGUAUCAGAUUCGGGAGGUGUUGAUCGAUAAGAACAUCGGAUACAAGGAGAUUAGGUACCAAGAACAUUUGGUGCAGAAAAAGCUCACGAAAAACUUGGGCCUUCCAUCUCAAUGUUUGUUUACGCUUCUUCUAUAUUAUCUUUACGGAAGCGUUGAAAACGUUGAAAUAGAAGUGCGUGGAGGGGUUCAUGCAAUCGGUUACGGGGGUAAGUUUUGCUUGUAUAUGGGGAAGAUUUUGACGGUGGAUGAGGAGAAGGUAGUUUGGAAUGGGGUGAAGCAAUUGGAUAAGGCAUUGAGUUUGUUUAAGUUCGUGUGGGAAUCGGCAGGCAUGAAAGGAGAUUUGGUGCUUCAAGGCCAUUUGUGGUGUGUUGGAGCUCAAAACAGGUCUAUUUUAUACAGAGGAAAUACUUACAUGAUACAUGAAAUCAAUCUCUGAAUAUGUACUGAAAUAAGUUUGAAUUUUGUUUUCAUUUUCGGUUUUUUUUUACAUGUAAUGUUUAAAACAUUUUUUUGAAAUACGAUGAAGUUAGAGGGGACGUUUGGUUUCAUUUUCAAAACUCAAUAUUCCAAGCUAUAUACUAUU